Messenger RNA from Phycomyces blakesleeanus NRRL 1555(-), 969 nucleotides. RefSeq lists its product as hypothetical. NCBI's taxonomy places the organism in Eukaryota, Fungi, Mucoromycota, Mucoromycetes, Mucorales, Phycomycetaceae. Bases 31 to 969 code for a protein of 312 amino acids. Gene Ontology annotation, cellular component: cytosol. Gene Ontology annotation, molecular function: mRNA binding. Gene Ontology annotation, biological process: mRNA splice site recognition. The record is from RefSeq and is a predicted model, not a curated record. The transcript has 4 exons.
AGACAACAUUGUGGUACGAAACUAUAGUACAUGCUUUUGAUCAAUUAUUUAAAUGGAAAGUUUAGGAUGGGUGAAUUAGAACCAUGGAUGGAUGAACAAGUCAUUCGUCAACUGUGGUUCAACCUUAAUGAAAAGGUCAUGGUCAAGGUCAUCCGAGACAAAAUGACAAGUACCAGUGCUGGAUAUGCCUUUGUUGACUUUGGAUCAACUUCAAGCGCCUUUAAUGCUUUGAACACCUACAACGGAGCUCUUAUUCCAAACACUCACAAGCCCUUUAAGCUCAAUUGGGCCUCGGGAGGGGGACUUAUUGACCGACGUGAGGACAGACAGCCUGAGUACUCUAUUUUUGUGGGUGACCUGAGUCCUGAGGUCAAUGAAUCUGGUCUUUUGGUCAUCUUCCAAACUCGCUAUCGCUCAUGCAAGUCCGCUAAGAUCAUGACAGACCCACGUACGUCUAUGUCUCGUGGAUACGGCUUUGUUCGUUUCAGCGACCCAGUAGAGCAACAGCAUGCUUUGGUUGAGAUGCAGGGCGUCUUUCUCGGUUCCCGUCCGAUCCGUGUCUCCGUCGCCACCCCCAAGAACAGUCGUGCAGGCCAUGCGCAAUAUCCCGCCCUUUCACCAACCUCCUCUCUCCCAUCCUCACCCUCUACUCGGUCACCUCCUCUUCAGCAACAGCUUAUGUUCACGGACCCCACAAACACGACUGUCUUUGUCGGAGGACUGUCUGCACCGAUCAGCGAAGAGGGUCUUCAGCAGUACUUUAGCUCGUUUGGCGAAAUCAUUUAUGUCAAAAUACCAACUGGUAAAGGUUGUGGAUUCGUUCAGUAUGUCUCUAGACAGUCUGCCGAGAUGGCUAUUCAGGAGAUGAAUGGAUAUCAAAUCGGAAACUCCCGAAUUCGUCUUUCCUGGGGCCGUUCCCAGCAGACCGAACAAAAGCCUUUGCCUGUCCCACCCACCCUGCCACGGUAA